AUGGUAUGUGUAGGAGGUCAGAAGAGUGUGAUAACGUUGACGUUUGUGUUGGGUUUGCAGCGUUUGAGGCCUACGGCGUUUUACUUACUGGACGAGGUCGACUCUGCUCUUGACGAACAUUACAGACAUAAACUCGCCAAGUUGUUAUCCUCACUCAAUACACAAAUUAUUCUCACCAGCUUUAAAGAGGAGUUGCUAAUGCCGUCUGAGGUGUUUUAUGAGAUAACAAACGAAAAUGGAGUCAGCCACACAAAGGAAGUCACACUCAACAAAGCCAUCGAAAUUAUUCAACACGAGCCUUUAGGACUAAGUAAUUAGUCUCGGUUCCACACAAAUUUUUCUAAUUUAUUUCACAUGGUGCAAAAUUUUAAAUUUAUCAAUAUUAUU
Theileria parva strain Muguga is the source of this 387-nucleotide messenger RNA. RefSeq names its product RecF/RecN/SMC N terminal domain protein (gene SMC3). Gene Ontology annotation, biological process: mitotic sister chromatid cohesion. Gene Ontology annotation, molecular function: cohesin loader activity; double-stranded DNA binding. Bases 1 to 318 code for a protein of 105 amino acids. The record is from RefSeq and is a predicted model, not a curated record. The transcript has 3 exons. Lineage: Eukaryota; Apicomplexa; Aconoidasida; Piroplasmida; Theileriidae.